Molecule: messenger RNA, 745 nt
Organism: Scutellospora calospora
Lineage: Eukaryota; Fungi; Glomeromycota; Glomeromycetes; Diversisporales; Gigasporaceae
Source: the annotation of a GenBank genome assembly
AUGGUCCCAGAAGAAUUGGCACAACAGAUUUAUUUAUAUCAUUUCUUCGAACUUUAUAAAACAAAACCUAUGCAAGAUUUAAGAAUCUUUUGUCCUUCAAGAAAUCGUCAGGAUUCACUAACAAAAGAAAGUCCAUUAAAUUCUACUCCAAGAGCACCUCAUUUCCUUACAAGAUUAAUAUAUCAUCAUAUUUUAAUUGCAGCUCAACAAUCUGCAUAUACUAGUCGCCGUCCUUUGUUAUUAACACAUUGGAUUCAGACGGGUAUUGCGUGUAAAGCAUUAGGUGAUAUGUCAGGUUGGAUGGCUGUUGCAUCAGCUAUAUGUUCACCAGGAGUUGUACGUUUGAAAGAAACAUGGAGACGGGUGAAUGAACGUUGGAAAGAUAUUGUUGUAAAUGAAUGGAUUCCACUUCUGUUGGCUUAUGGAGGUAUCGAUGGAGAAGCUGAUAUUGAAAACAUAAAUUCUUUGCUCUUGGUUAUACAAGAUAAAAAGGAAAAGAAUAAAACUAAACCAAUUCCUUAUUUUGGCUUCAUUACUAUCGCAUUGGACCGGAUUAAUUCAACAAUACCGUCGGUGAUUGAUCGAUAUUCAAAUGAUCAAAUUCGUGUUGGAUCCAGAAAUAAUAGUAUUUCAGGGUCAAGUAUCAUUAAUUUUGAAAAAUAUCGAAAAAUGUAUGAUACAAUUAUUCAUUCUCUCAAUCAAUGGGAACAAGCUGAAAGUUAUAUGAAAUUUGAUGAAAAUUCAU